Messenger RNA from Mercenaria mercenaria, 2519 nucleotides. RefSeq names its product nuclear receptor subfamily 2 group C member 2-like. Lineage: Eukaryota; Metazoa; Mollusca; Bivalvia; Venerida; Veneridae. The coding region runs from base 170 to 2272 and encodes 700 amino acids. The record is from RefSeq and is a predicted model, not a curated record. Gene Ontology annotation, biological process: anatomical structure development; cell differentiation; regulation of transcription by RNA polymerase II. The transcript has 15 exons. Gene Ontology annotation, molecular function: nuclear receptor activity; RNA polymerase II cis-regulatory region sequence-specific DNA binding; zinc ion binding.
UUUGACAGUUGUAACCCCGCACGUUUACUGUACGGUGCAUGACCUUUGUGUAUUUGUCCCGGUGACACGGUCAUAUUGUGUAGUUUCGAUUUGCUUUACUUCGAUUUGAAUGUGUUACAAUCAGUCUGUUUUCUCUUUGUGCACACAAUGUAUUGAUACGUAGUAUUUAAUGAGUUCAGUGGAAGACGGAAGUGGAGUUGCCCAAAACCCAGCCCCAGGGCAAGUCCCUGGGGGUCAGUCAGUGAUUGUAAUGGACGGGACAUUACCAGAGAAUUUCAUUCAUGUACUUUCUCCACAAAUGGGUAUUCCAGUAGUUGCAGGUGCCACUACAAGUAGUGCUCCAAUGGCCUUACAACAGAACAUACAAACUAUCACACUGGCCCCAGGAGGAUUUGCUCUACCUGUAUCUCUGGCUUCUGCAUCUAGUUCUGGUGCAUCUACCAAUGGUGGUACCCCACUUGUAGUAACAACAGAUUUGUCAAAACUGCCACAAUUGCAAGUCUCUGGUGCCGGAGUAGACUGGGCCAAUAAACUCAAGGAACUACAGCAGAAUCAAAGAAUUGACAGCCUUGUGCUUCCCAAAGUACAGGACUUUCAGGUUGGAGAUAUACAACAUGCACAGAGAAUGGACAGGUUACGGGAGGAAAGGGAGAAAGCUUUACAAAAUCAGAAACAGCCUUUUGAUGCGAACAAAUUUGAGCCUUGUCUUGUUUGUGGCGAUAGAGCGUCAGGUCGCCAUUAUGGUGCAAUCAGUUGUGAAGGCUGCAAGGGAUUCUUCAAAAGAAGUAUACGGAAACAACUAGGAUAUGCGUGUAGGGGAUCAAAGGAUUGUAUGGUAACCAAACCGAACCGUAACAGAUGCCAGUAUUGUCGGCUACAGAAGUGCCUCAGUAUAGGAAUGAGAUCUGAAUCUGUACAAUCAGAGAGAAAACCGUCUGAUAAAGAGAAGCUGUCACCAACAAUGGUUGCUACAUCAACACAGAAAAUCUAUAUACGCAAAGAUCUACAAAGUCCUUCGACAGCUAUCCCUAUGUUUAAUCCGAGGAGUGAUGAAGAUGAGGUGCAGGGUCAAGCUGCCAACUUGCUGGCUAACUUACAGGAACGACUUGUACAAACUGACCAAGGACCAGUUGUUCUAGGUACACCGACAUCCACUAAUACAGAUCUGAGUACCCUGGCAAACGUGGUUACAACACUCGCAUUGAUGGGUAAACCCGAAAGUGAACAGCCAGUUUCCAAUGGCAACCAGAGUGAUGUGAACCAGUCAGUUGCAAAGGCAUUUGACACACUUGCUAAAGCUAUACAAAAUAGGAACAAUAGUCAGGAUGACAGUUUGUCAGGAGACCAGUCCAAACUGUCAGAUUUUGACACAUCUGCAGAGGACAAUUCCAUUAUCAUGGAUGUUGAUGGACCAUUAUUAACAAGGCAAAAUUUUGUGUUCAGUCUGACUACCCCAUCUCCAAUGCCUGCAUUUCUUAAUGUUCAUUUUAUCUGUGAAAGUGCCUCAAGGUUGCUGUUUCUAUCCAUGCAUUGGACUCGCUCAAUAUCUGCCUUCAACAUUCUCAGUCAAGAUGUUCAGACAUUGUUAGUACGGAGCUGUUGGAGUGGACUGUUUACAUUAGGUCUUGCUCAGCACGCAGAAACCAUGUCUCUCUCUACAAUGCUGAUGGCAAUCUUAAAUCAUCUACAGUCAUCUAUAGAAACUGACAAGAGCCUAGGAGAUCGUGUGAAGUCUGUUAUUGAACACAUUCUCAAGUUACAAAGUUAUAUGCAGAAGAUGCAGGCAUUACAAGUGGACAACCAGGAAUAUGCAUACCUUAAAGCGCUGCUUCUAUUCUCUCCAGACAACCCAUCCCUGCCAAAUAUAGCGCAGAUAGAAAAAUUUCAGGAAAGAAUACAGAAAGAAUUACAGCAGUAUCUGCAAGAGUCCCACCCAGACAGUCCUGAUAGACUGGCCAAACUUUUACUGAGGUUGCCUCCCUUACAAGCUCUUCAAGCAAACAUAAUGGAGGAACUGUUUUUUGCUGGUUUGAUUGGAAAUGUUCAGAUUGACAGUAUUAUACCUUACAUUUUACGUAUGGAGACUGCUGAAUAUAACUCACAAAUGGCAAGUCAAGGACUUGCAUCGUCUAUGGGUUUUGCAGCUUCAUCAGAGAUUGCGAAUGUUUUGAAUUCACAAAGUGAUCUGACGACUGGACAGUCAGUGUUUUUAAGUCCACAGAUGAUAGUGACCCAAGCUGGAAUCACAACAGAUGCAAACUUAACCAGUUGAUCUUUGUUAUAAUUGUUGCAGUUAUUUGUUAUUAUUGAAAAGUUAUUAUCUCAGUGCAAAACUAUUAUAUCUGUUUCUCUAUAUAUCUAUAUAGUUACAAUUGUUUUGCACUGAGGCAGUGAUAGGUAACAUAGUUACGUUUUUAUCUUUGUUGGUGAAAUAUAUUAAUUGGAUCAAAUAAACUUACUUAUAUUAGCAAAUACAAAGUUUAAAGCUUGGGCAAAAUUUAAUUGUGUUAAGACAAAAA